AACAAGUUGAAUGGGCUAGGAGGAAAGACAAAUAUUUGAAUUGGUCUAUAGAUGUAUCAAGCACGCAUUGGGCAUAGCCCAUCCCCAUUUCACUCGCUUUCGACCAAGGUUGUUGUCAUUUUAAAUCUCAUUGCCGCUUGUUUAAUGCCCUAUAAAUAAAUCAUCCAUUUGACAGAAAAAUAUACUAUCUCAUAUAUUUUGUGUGUGUGCCUAUAGAGAGGAGAGACAAGAUUGAAUUCAUCAUAUCCUUUACAUAUUACUAUCUUUGUUUAUCUCUAACGAAUUCUGUGCAGAUUGUUAGAAAAUUAAACACAUAGCAGGAAUUCUGUGCAGAUUGUUAGAAAAUUGAACACAUAACAGGAACUAACUCGAACAUCAUGAGAGUGUAAAAAAUCGCCUAAGUACGAAACUCAUUCUUCUCUCAAGAAAAUACAUAACUUUGACACCAUGGAUCAAACUUCUCUGGACGUCAUGGCGGGCUUCAUCAGCUUCGUAAUCGCCGCCAUACUCUUCACCGCCAUAGGGAUUAUGAUCUGCAAGAAUAAACGAUCACAGACCCAGGCGACCCAAGACCCAACCUCAAUAAUUGUCCCAACUCCGAACCCUAAGCAAACCACCAUAACCGUCGAGGAGAUCGCCUCCUUCGACCCGUCGCUCCAGAUAUCCAUGAGCGACAUAAUCGCCGCAACGAAGAACUUCUCCGCUGACUUGGUCACCAGCGACAGCAGACUCGGAAUCGUCUAUAAGGCCGAGCUCCCCAACGGCCUCAAACUCGCUGUGAAGAAGCUCGCCCCUGACGCCUUCCAAGGCUUUAUGGAAUUCCGAUCGGAGCUCGAAAUCCUCGGCAAGCUCCGGCAUCGGAACAUCGUACGGCUCCUCGGCUACUGCAUCGCCGGCGCCGAAAGAGUUCUCAUCUAUGAGUUCUUCGAGAAGGGCAAUUUGGACGUUUGCCUCCAUGAUUUGUUCUCCGAUUGUGCGCGGUUUCCGUUGCGCUGGCAGACAAGGAUUAAGAUUCUCCGGGGUGUGGCAAAUGGGCUGGCAUACAUGCAUGCCUUGGAAAAGCCCAUUAUCCAUAGGGAUGUAAAGGCCGAAAAUAUCUUUUUGGACUCCCAGUUUGAGGCCCAUAUUGUUGAUUUUGGGCUCGCUCGGAUGGUCAAAGCCGAACAUACUCACGUGUCGACCCGAGCGGCCGGCACGAUGGGCUACAUGCCGCCCGAGUAUGAAGAAGGAUUCACAACGGCGACGGUGAAGGGUGACGUAUAUAGUUUUGGCAUAUUGAUGUUGGAAGUUGCGACGGGAAGGCGACCCAAUUUGCCAGUCUCCAUGAACGGGGAAACGACGAGCUUAUUGAAGUGGGCAAAAGAUAUGAUUGCUCAAAAUCAAGCAAAGGAGAUGUUGGACCCAAAUAUUUGGGUUUACGGUUCGACAGGAUUGGAUGACUCUAAAAUUUUGGAGUAG
Molecule: messenger RNA, 1458 nt
Organism: Morus notabilis
Lineage: Eukaryota; Viridiplantae; Streptophyta; Magnoliopsida; Rosales; Moraceae
Product: probable serine/threonine-protein kinase At1g01540
Exons: 2
Coding region: 448-1458 (336 amino acids)
Biological process (GO): protein phosphorylation
Molecular function (GO): protein kinase activity; ATP binding
Source: RefSeq, a predicted model, not a curated record